UCUCGCUGUAGUUCCACGUAUGUCUAAACCCCGAGGGCGGACCGGGAGCCGUGACACGAGCGGCCGUUAAAGCGGCGGGCUCGCGCGCAGACGGGACACUGGUUAGGGGAGGAGCUGUGCGGGAUCAUGCGCUCGGUUUGGGGGCUGUUUGCGGUUGUCGCCACCGCCACCUUCUACCUCUACGUGCUGGCAGCGUUUCUGCCGCCCGGGCCGCCUCGCGCGCAACAUCAUCACGAGCCCGCGGCGGAACCGGGAGCGCGCGAAGAGGACAGCGGCGCGCAUGAAGAGGAGCUCCGGUUGCGUUUCCCAUCAGACCUGGACGAGCUGCGAGAUCUGGCCGAGCUGCUCAAGUUUUAUAAGCGGCAGCACACGGGUUAUGUGUUCGUGCUGUUCUGUAGCGCCUACCUCUACAAGCAGUCCUUCGCCAUUCCCGGUUCCUCCUUCCUGAACAUGCUGGCGGGGGCGCUGUUCGGUGCAUGGCAUGGGCUGCUCAUUGCCUGCACUCUCACCACAGUGGGCUCCACUAACUGCUACCUGCUGUCCCGGACAUUCGGCAAACGCCACGUGAUCCGGCUCUUCCCUGAGAAAGUGUCCACGCUGCAGAGGAAGGUUGAGGAAAACCGGAGCAGUCUGUUCUUCUUCCUGCUCUUCCUGCGCUUCUUUCCCAUGACACCCAACUGGUUCUUGAAUGUUACCUCUCCCAUCCUCAACAUCCCCAUCCCCAUGUUCUUCUUCUCUGCCCUUAUCGGUCUGAUCCCCUACAACUUCAUCUGUGUAAGGACGGGAGCCAUCUUGUCUGAGAUCACAUCACUGGACGAUAUCUUCUCUUGGGGGACACUGCUGCAGCUGCUGCUCAUAGCGUGCGUAGCCCUCCUGCCUGGCGCCAUCAUCCGCCGCUACAGUCAAUCGCACCUCAAACUGGACGGCAUGCAGUCCAACGGCCGGAGCAAACAGCAUCAGGAGAUCAACCAUCUCAAAAGCAGUUGACCUGCAUCAGAUCAGGGAUGUGCAGGAGCGCGGCACUGAACGGGAGGUGAUACCCAAAAGCACUUUGUUCAUAAUGUUUAAAUUCUGUGGUUGUUUUUUUAUAUAAAUGUUUAGUAAUAGGAACUCUGUAGCAGAUUGCUACGGCUGUUGGAAAAGCUACACUCUUACACUUACUGUAUAUAAAUGAUAACCAUGGUCCACACACAGUCAUUACUUAAAAGACCACAUACAGUGUAUACUGUCUAAAAAAACCCAGCUUAUUAUGUAUAGUUAUUAUUAGUCGUGUAACAUACUGUAGUUCGGCACGCACAUGAACUGCGGAUUAAUUUUAAGUGAGGUUUAACCAUCCUAUUGAGAAAUACAGGGGUAUAUUUGGGCCUUAUUCCAAAAUUAAAAAAUAUAUAUUUUAAAAAUACUUUUUUUGCAUGUGCAGAAAUUACAUUUUAAUUCCCUCAAACUUUCCCUUUAACACUCUAUGCAACGUCUUUGUCAGGGUUGCCAGAUUGCACUCAAAACAUCCCGCAUAGACAUGGCUUAAAGUAAGUAACUAUUAGCCUAAAUAAUAUUAAUUGUACAUAUAUAAUAGAUAUUUUAUUUUACGAUUUUACUUACACAUUGGACAUUUUGUAUUAUUAUUUUUGUUUAUAAUUAAAACCAUAAGCAAAGUCCCCUUGCUUUAAGUGUUCUUUAAGUGCUGUAAGUGAUAAAAGCACAAUUAUAUCUCCCUGUUUUGCUUUCGUUCCCAUUGUACCCCAGUAAUUAUUAGAAUACAUUCAACUUAAUUUAUAUGAACUUAAAAAAAGGAAAAUAUCUGGAACAUACCUGGCAACCCUGAUUUGAACCCUACAAACAUGUCAUAUGGACACACGUCGUCAUAUGGACACACGUCGUGUAGACCAGGGAAAUCAUUCAACUUUGCAUUGCUUUGGUCCAGUGACAAAGAACGUAGUACAGUACAGGGUUUUUAACAGAAACUGUAUUUAAUAUCAUUUCAAAUACCUUCUGUGCCAAACGGGAGAUUUAAAAAGUCUUAAACAAAAUGCACACAUGCACACACUUUGUAGCAAUAUAAAUUGUCUUAGAAUCUGUCUGAGAGUUUUUGUGUUUAUAUACAGUAAGGCGUGUACAGUAUGUAACACACCUGUUUGAUGUGCCUUUUCCCUCGCUGUGCUGUAAAGGGAAUAAAAAUGGCAUCUGCACAAUUAGCACUUGGAGCCGCAGAAGGUUUCUGAGGCCAACAUGUCUGAGCUGGAUUGACUACAUCUAGGAAAAAUGGAAAAUACUUUAUUUUAAUAAUUUCUGCAGAAAUAUUCCCUUAAUCCAUAAAAAAGCUUAUGCAGUUUUGAGAAAAUGCUCUGUUUGUAAAUUGUGUCCUAGGUGCAGUAGACAUUUAUACCUUUGAUAUUAUACCUUUGGUAUUUAUUGUUGCUUUGUAAAAUUAUUUAUGGCUAUUUAUAAAAUAUUGAAAAAUAUAUUUAUUUAAAAAAAUCUGAUUAAGCCUUAAAAACGUGUUCUUAGUCAUGAUCACCUUUUGGUUUUUUAUAACGAUUCAAAUAAAGAGAUAAUGAGUCAAGAUAAGUUUAUUAAUUAGUGAUGAUCCAGAGUGUACUGGUUUAAUACCGUGAGCAUUAGAUACUGUACACGUGGCUGUAGAAAAGACUGGAUCCCAGAAUUGUGAACAAGCCACUGAUGAUGCUGUUAUAUAAAGUGCCUUCACCUAUACAGUAUAAAGCUUUGUGUACUUAUUCCAUUAACAGACAGAAUAUAAAACAUACACAGAUCAGCCAUAACGCUAUGACCAAUAAUCAGGGUCAAAUCGUGAUGUCUAGACGACUGGGUCAGAGCAACUCCAAAACUGCAGCUCUUGUAGGAUGUUGCUGCUCUGCAUGGGUCGGGACCUUCUAAAAGUCAUCCAAUGAAGGAAAACCGGUGACCCGGUGACAGAACCAUGGAUGGACAAAGCUCACUGGAAGUGAAGGCUGGCCCGUGUAGUCCGAUCCAAUAGAAAAGCUACUGUAGGCCAAAUUGGGGAAAAGGUUAAUGCUGGUUUCUCAUAGUAAGGUGUCAAAACACACAGGUCAGUACUGUUUUGGUGAUAAAAAGGGAACCUGCUCAAUAUUAGGGAGGUAGAGUGGUUAUAAUCUUUUGCUUGAUCUGUGUAUAUUAUAUAAAUAAUCCCAGUGGGUAUCACACUACCGUUGUAAGAAAUACUUGCAUUUGUAAUGGGCCUGUUCUUCCCUAAUCUCAGCCCCAGUUUGAUGGAAUAUGCAUGUAUGUUUAUGUAUUUAUUAUUUAUUUCAGCAUGAUGUACUGUAUUUUCUUGUUGUUGAAUUUCAUGUUUUCUUGUUUACCUGACUCACUUUGUCUUAAAGAAGAAUUUCGAUGUCUUAUUCGAUAUUUGAAAAUAAAGCUAGAACCGAGCUAGAGCUGGAUUUCACGAAAUAAUUCGACAGAAGAAAGCAUUUACCGAAAAAUGUAUAUCAUUGAUACUGUAUAGUGCUUUAAAUGUGUUUUGUUUUUAUUAAACAAAAAAAAAAAAUCACUUUUAGAAAAUAAGGACUUGUCUCUAAUGUGAUAUUUGUGACUUAACAUUUGACUUUACUAUAAGUGCAUUAAAGAAACACUUAUUUGUCCCA
Messenger RNA from Clarias gariepinus (North African catfish), 3623 nucleotides. RefSeq names its product transmembrane protein 41ab (gene tmem41ab). The coding region runs from base 127 to 987 and encodes 286 amino acids. The transcript has 5 exons. The record is from RefSeq and is a predicted model, not a curated record. Lineage: Eukaryota; Metazoa; Chordata; Actinopteri; Siluriformes; Clariidae.